AUGGCAAACAACUACGCAGCUCUUUCAGUAAUUGAUGUCACACAAGGAACCUGGUGUGCAUGGACAUGGAUAGCAUUAUGUUUAAUAUGGAAAAAUCUGCUGGUGAUGUUGUUAUUAACGAUUUUUCGCUUCAGAGAAAAACGAAUUCGAGCACCAGAAGACGUAAAGAUGAUGAAAGAUGGCACAGCACAUGUAUCGGGAGGACCAUCUGCAGUGAUAACAACAUCAGCCGGCACCGAUGUAUUUACACUAACAAAUGCUGAUCGUUGCCAACGUAUAUUAGCCAACGAAGCAGAAUAUACACCAUAUUUCCUCGUAUUGGCAUUAGCAUUUUGUGUUAUCAUGGCCGGCGAAUCAACAGCACGUCUUGUCAUCUAUGGUACCAUCUUCGGCUUUGGAAGAAUUUUACACACAUUGGCUUAUCUUCCUCUCAAGAAUGGCAUUGCUCGAACCAUUGGCUUUUUACUAUCAGCUGGAAUACUUGGAGCAAUGACAAUCGACUUAUGUCAACGAGCAACAAAAUUAGCUGUCGGCGCCUCAAUUUAUAAUACAUAUUAUUAA
This is a messenger RNA of Didymodactylos carnosus, 561 nucleotides long. NCBI's taxonomy places the organism in Eukaryota, Metazoa, Rotifera, Eurotatoria, Philodinida, Philodinidae. The record is from the annotation of a GenBank genome assembly.